Closterium sp. Naga37s-1 is the source of this 963-nucleotide messenger RNA. The record is from the annotation of a GenBank genome assembly. NCBI's taxonomy places the organism in Eukaryota, Viridiplantae, Streptophyta, Zygnematophyceae, Desmidiales, Closteriaceae.
AUGUCCCCCUCCUAUUUGGACUUGGUAUGGUCUGCCAAGCCCCCCACUUCCCCUGCCGCAAUGGCUGCCAUCUCCGCGAUGCAAGGCCCGUCAUCCUCACUGCCGGGCUUCGCGACACCCCUACCCGCCUCUGCGCCCCCAGCCUCAACUCACUCUUCUGCCGCCGCUGGCUCUGACGCAUCCCCCGCUAUCCCCUCCCCGCCUCGCGCACUGCCAUCCUCGGCUGCACAUCGCGUCUUUCCCCCCGGCUUCCCCUUUCAUCUCUUCCACCGUCCCACUCUCACCCUCUCUCCCUUGGCUGAGUCGCACACCCUCCACCGCACUUCCCCUGCCCAGCUCUCCUCCUCUUCCCCGGCUCUACCCCCUUUAUCCCCUCUGCCUGUCCGCCCCCUCCUUACGUUAUAUCCCUCCCUCGACCUCUUAGCCAUCGCUUUCCCCCUCUCCGUCGCUCUCAGGCCCUACUGCCCUCUUCUCCCUCAUCCUCGCCCUUUUCGGCCCCAUCCUUCCUGCCCUCAACCUUUACAUCGGGGUGCCUGCCCUCAUUGUCUCCCAUUUCAGCUCUCCUCGUGCCCUGCACCUUUAACUGCCUCUUCUCACUCUCCCCUCGUACCUGCUGCUCUUGUACCCCAUCCUCAUUUCGCCCCUCCCCUCCCCCUUACCACCACUCUGUUUCCACCCUCUUUCCCUAGUCUCGGCCGCGCUGCGCCUAUGUUUCCCUCCCCUUCGGAGCCCAUGUUUCUCCUCUCCCUUCCGUCCUCACGUUUUGCUACAAUCUUCAUGCUUCCUCAUUCCCUUGGCACAAAUUUCUCCCACUCUCACUACCUUGUCUCUGCCGUCUUCUUUGUGUGCCUGCCCUCUAUCCCCCAUCCCCCUCCCCUUGGACUCUCUCUGUCUACCUCCUGCCCCGACCUUCUCAGGGAACAUUCUGGGGACCCACGCCGGCCCCACCACCUUUCACAAUGA